AUGACAGCCCGGCAGCACGAAACAUUCAUCGGCCCCCGCCGACCAGAGGACCAGAACGAGCCGAUCUCGGCACAUAAUUUCAUCGGGCCGACCAACCGCCCACCUGACAACGCUCGGCACAAGAGCAUCCUAGUUCUUCUGAGCAAAAUCUGCCGAACGCAACGAGAUACCGAUCCACCAGAACCAACAAGCAACGCAACAGACGGAGGAAGCCGGCACCGCGCUACUCUUACGAACCUUGCUAUCACGGCUCGACAACUUCGCGCAAGGCACAGACAACCGUCUUAA
This is a messenger RNA of Microthlaspi erraticum, 288 nucleotides long. The record is from the annotation of a GenBank genome assembly. Lineage: Eukaryota; Viridiplantae; Streptophyta; Magnoliopsida; Brassicales; Brassicaceae.